UACAUACAUACAUACAUACAUACAUAUUACUUCACACAGCUUUACCCCGAAAUCUUCGCAUACCACAGCCCGAACCCGCACAUCCCUAGUCCUAAACCUAAACCGUACAUUUGUGCUUGAUCCCCGAAAGCAUAACACCCAAGCCCCCCCCCCUCGCAAACAUGGCACAAGCACAAGCGCAAACCCCAACGCAAGAAGACAUACAAGCGCUCGCCGCACAAUCCGACAGCCCCUCGGAAACCCUGCGGCGCGCCGCCGCAACCGCCGAAUCCGCGCUGUCCUCGGCCGAAACCGCGUCUUCACUGCGCCGCGCCGCAGCCACCAUGUCGGAUCCCGCGAAGCGCUCCCAGUAUCUUCAAGACGCCUACGCACACGAAGUGCAGGCGCACGGCCAGAGCAAGAAGGCGCGCAUGCUGAGUUCGGGUGUGUUUCAGGGCGGGCUGGGGGGAGGCGGGAUUGGAGUUGCGGUUGGAGCUGGGUUGGGGACCGUUGUUGGCACGCUGGUUGGGACCGUCGCUGCGAUCCCGAGUGCGGCUGUCGGAACGCUCGUGGGGGUUGGUGUUGGGGGCGUGCAUGGGCCUUGGAUCAGGCUGGGUGGGAAGAAGGAGGAGGGGGAGGAGAAGAAGAAGAAGAAGAAGAAGAAGAAGAAGAAGGAGGGAGAUGAAGGGGAGGGCAAAGAGGAGAGCAAAGAGGAGAGCAAAGAGGCAGAGGCAAGUGAAGAGGAAGAAGGAAUACUGGAUCCGGUGGCGUUGAGACGGGUCGCGGAUCAGAUGGAUGAGGAAGAGAAAAAAAGGAGGGGUUCGCAAAGAAGAGCAGAGGGAAAGGAGAAAGCCCAGGAAGUUGGAGGUUAG
Exserohilum turcica Et28A is the source of this 851-nucleotide messenger RNA. RefSeq lists its product as uncharacterized. The transcript has a single exon. Lineage: Eukaryota; Fungi; Ascomycota; Dothideomycetes; Pleosporales; Pleosporaceae. The record is from RefSeq and is a predicted model, not a curated record. Bases 162 to 851 code for a protein of 229 amino acids.